CCCGUAAGAGCAGAACAGGAAGUGGCUUGUUGUACUCAGCUGAGCCGAAAGAAGAAAGAGGAAGAGGAAUCUCGCAGCUGAAUUGAUGUUCGCGUACUUGAUGUGGAUGCGGAGCAGAUUUGGAGUACUUAGUUCAUUCUUGUAGCUCUAAGACUUUGCCAUUCUGUCUGAAGUACCGUGGAGCAGACACAGACGCGCUGCACUCGUUGCUUUGGACAACACACACACACACACACACACACACACACACACACACACACACGCACGCACGCACGCACAGGUGAUGUCUGCUGAGGCGUCAGGGGGAGGAGUGGAGUCGGAGCUCUCGGCUGGCCCGGCGGCGGGCGGUGUGUGUGUGCGUGAGGAGAAGGCGGCCGCAGGGCUGGCCAGCAGUAAGUAUGUGAAGCUGAAUGUGGGCGGCUCUCUCCACUACACCACCGUCCAGACCCUACGCAAGGAGGACAGCCUGCUGAGCAGCAUCUGCGACGGACACACCGAGGUCACCAUCGACUCCGAGGGUAAGUGUGUGUGUGUGUGUGUGUGUGUGUGUGUGUAUGGAGAGAUGGAGAGUUGUGUGAAAGGCAUUGUGGGUAACAGCAGCUUUCUUUUCUCUUCACAGCCUGUGGUGAAACUACAAAACAACCGAGGAAACAACAAAUACUCUUAUACCAGCAACUCGGACGAUAACCUGCUGAAGAACAUCGAGCUGUUUGAUAAGCUGGGUCUGCGCUUUAACGGGCGCGUGCUCUUCAUGAAGGACGUCCUCGGGGACGAGAUUUGCUGCUGGUCAUUCUACGGUGAGGGCCGGAAGAUCGCAGAGGUCUGCUGCACCUCCAUCGUCUACGCAACCGAGAAGAAACAGACCAAAGUGGAGUUUCCUGAAGCACGGAUCUUUGAAGAGACCCUCAACAUCCUUAUCUAUGAGAAUGGGCGGAGCUCUGGGCCAGGGGGCGUGGCUUUGUUAGAGUCUGGCAUGAGCUCGUCGCCUGGAGCCGGCCAAUCAGAGGAGGAGGGGGCUGCAGGGGGCGGGGACAGAAGAGUGAGGCGGAUCCACGUGAGACGACACAUCAUGCACGACGAGAGAGGCCACGGGCAACAGACCGUCUACAAGGACUAAACACACACACACACACACACACAUGCACAGGCACACACACACACACACACACACACACACAGAGGAGCGAGGCCACGGGCAACAGACCGUCUACAAGGACUAAACACACGCACACACACACACACACACACAGGAGCGAGGCCACAGGCAACAGACCGUCUACAAGGACUAAACACAUGCACACACACACAGGGACUAGCUCACACACACACACACACACACACACACACAGAGGAGCGAGGCCACGGGCAACAGACCGUCUACAAAGACUAAACACGCACACACACACAGGGACUAACUCAUGCUCACACACACUCACACACACACACACACACACACACACACACACACACACAGAGGAGCGAGGCCACGGGCAACAGACCGUCUACAAGGACUAAACACACACACACACACACAGGGACUAACACACACACUCACACAUGCGCACACUCACACACACACGCACACACACAUACACACACAGGUGACAUGGUGUCUCCUAAUGUUUGAACCCAGAGACACUGCAGGCAAUAGAUAAUCUACAGGGACAAACCUUAAACUUAUGUGUGUGUGUGGUGUGUUUUGUAUGUGCUGUGUGUGUGUGUGUGUGUGUGUUGUGUUCUGUAUUGUAUGUGGUGUGUGUGUGUGUGUGUGCACACUAUGGCAUGGGGCUGGAUGUGGGGUUACAUUUAAUUUAAUUUAAACAUUUAUGUGUCCAAGCAUACAGUAUGUGGUCAUGACACAUUAUUUUCAGUUAAUUUAUUAUUCCCUUAAUUUAUUGUGCAUAUUUUUUAAGACUAAAUGUAAUUUAUUCUAUGUGUGCAUGUGUUACGCCUGUGUGUGUGUGUGUGUGUGUGUGUGCGCGCGUGUGUGCGUCUGUCUGUGAGUGAGGUGAAUGGCGACAUGAUUCACUGAUGCAGCCCUACCAUUGGUUGAUUCACUGAUGCAGCCCUACCAUUGAUUGAAGCUUGUGAUGGCAUGCAAGACUGACAGGCAGGAUAUGACAUGUUGGCUUCUCAAAGGGCGGAGGCUUGUUUCCAUGGCGAUGAAGCUGUGAUCGUCCUCGUCCCUCCCUGGCUAACGCUAAUGCUAAACCUCUCAGCUUCCCCAACUGCCCAAACUACAGCCACUGGCCGUCCAGGACUUAACAAGGCUGCAGUUCACUGGCCGUCCAGGAGAGGGUGCAGUUGUUUUGUUUAUGUGUUCUUAAAGGUCUGAUAACAUUCCCAAUAAAAGUUUUCUGAAGCACUG
Alosa sapidissima (American shad) is the source of this 2368-nucleotide messenger RNA. It is a transcript of the gene kctd13, whose product is annotated as potassium channel tetramerization domain containing 13. The record is from RefSeq and is a predicted model, not a curated record. Gene Ontology annotation, molecular function: ubiquitin-protein transferase activity. Gene Ontology annotation, cellular component: Cul3-RING ubiquitin ligase complex. Gene Ontology annotation, biological process: negative regulation of Rho protein signal transduction; protein ubiquitination; proteasome-mediated ubiquitin-dependent protein catabolic process. The coding region runs from base 284 to 1117 and encodes 277 amino acids. The transcript has 6 exons. Lineage: Eukaryota; Metazoa; Chordata; Actinopteri; Clupeiformes; Clupeidae.